UUCUGAAUUGGUUUUAGCCUUGAUCGUGAAAACAACAAGUGUUUCUUGAAACAGUUUCAUAUUAAGUUCAAAGUAGUGUUCUUCUAGCAUAUUAAUUUCUCAUACUCUGUCCAGUAUAACUUUGUGGCACAUUCGGGCGUAGUCUUCACCGUAUUCCGCCUCAGAGCGCCCUAAAGGUUCUCGCACGGUAAUAUUAAUGGUCUGAAGGCGUGCCCUCGGAACCUUCCGGCCAGAGUGGGUUGUGCGAUUUGUUCAAUAAUUUCCUUCAGUUCUGCUGUGCAUCCAACGAAAGAAGCUCGUCGCUGAAUAGAAUUUGCCGGAGUCCACUUCAAACGGUUCUCUAAUGCCACAAGAAAUUAAAAGAGAACGGAAAACAACGCAGUCAAUGAUGCGCCCGAAAUCAAUUCACUGGAAUGAAGCUCCCCUUUCUCCGUGCCCGAUUCCGGACAUCAGCGACGAUGAGCUGGUUUCGAUCACGGUACGGGACCUGAAUCGUACCCUCAAGAUGCGAGGCUUGACGCGCGAGGAAAUUGUGCGCAUGAAACAGCGUCGCCGCACCUUGAAGAACCGAGGCUACGCGGCCAGUUGCCGCAUAAAGCGCAUAGAGCAGAAGGACGAACUAGAGACGGAGAAGACACAGGAGUGGCGCGAUAUGGAAACCAUGCAUGACGAAACAGGACGAUUGCAGGAGGAAGUAGAUUCGCUACGCAACAAAUACGAGGCACUACGGAAGUUUGCUAUUUCGAAAAAAAUUCCUCUGCCGCCGGAACUUGAUGUAUGUUAGGCACGCCAAUGAGCGGUAUGUAAUGAUGCGAUUGUUUGUGAUUUAUUUUAAACCAACUUAGAGUAUUUGUGCUCGCUUCAGUAGUACAAACUUUCCAAUAGUUAUAAGUGAAGUUUGAUAAUUACAGAAUAAUACAAGUGUA
Anopheles cruzii is the source of this 926-nucleotide messenger RNA. RefSeq names its product transcription factor MafK (gene maf-S). The transcript has 4 exons. Gene Ontology annotation, molecular function: DNA-binding transcription factor activity, RNA polymerase II-specific; RNA polymerase II cis-regulatory region sequence-specific DNA binding. NCBI's taxonomy places the organism in Eukaryota, Metazoa, Arthropoda, Insecta, Diptera, Culicidae. Bases 344 to 784 code for a protein of 146 amino acids. Gene Ontology annotation, biological process: regulation of transcription by RNA polymerase II. The record is from RefSeq and is a predicted model, not a curated record. Gene Ontology annotation, cellular component: nucleus.